Molecule: messenger RNA, 1744 nt
Organism: Tarenaya hassleriana
Lineage: Eukaryota; Viridiplantae; Streptophyta; Magnoliopsida; Brassicales; Cleomaceae
Product: acetolactate synthase small subunit 1, chloroplastic-like
Exons: 13
Coding region: 82-1551 (489 amino acids)
Biological process (GO): L-valine biosynthetic process
Cellular component (GO): cytosol
Molecular function (GO): acetolactate synthase activity; acetolactate synthase regulator activity
Source: RefSeq, a predicted model, not a curated record
AAAGUGCCCUUUUUUUUGUCUUAGUUUCUCUCCUCCUGUUUUUCGCUUCACAGGUAGCAACCAACAACUUACAUAUCGGCAAUGGCGGCGUCUGCUUCACUGUACUCAACUCGCGUACCGACUCAGAAUCCGAAUACGGGUCAUGGAUUUCCGGUGAGAACAACAUCGGAAUCUGUACAAUUUCUGGCGAGAUCCCAAGACUCCGACGGAAGGAGGAAUGCUACUGUCAGGGUUUUAGGACGACGGAAGACUCUCAUCGCCGCCGCAGGUUCCACUGGUAAAGCCAUCACCGCCGCGUCUGAGUCAGUAGCUCCGGCGGGUCGUGAGAGGGUUCGACGCCAUACUAUUUCAGUGUUCGUGGGAGAUGAGAGUGGGAUUAUAAACCGGAUAGCUGGUGUCUUUGCUAGAAGGGGUUACAACAUCGAGUCUCUUGCUGUUGGAUUGAAUGAAGACAAGGCUCUCUUUACUAUAGUUGUUAUUGGGACAGACAAAGUUUUGCAGCAAGUCGUUGAACAGCUUAACAAGCUUGUGAACGUCAUCAAGGUAGAAGAUAUUUCCAAGGAGCCUCAGGUAGAACGUGAAUUAAUGCUCAUUAAACUUAAUGCUGAUCCAACCACGCGCACUGAGAUCAUGUGGUUGAUUGACAUCUUUAGAGCAAAGAUAGUGGAUACUUCGGAGCGAUCUCUGACAAUUGAGGUCACUGGAGACCCAGGAAAGAUGGUUGCUCUACAGAGGAACUUAGAGAAAUUUGGAAUAAAGGAAAUUGCCAGAACGGGGAAGAUUGCUUUAAGACGGGAAAAGAUGGGGGAGACAGCUCCAUUUUGGAGGUUUUCAGCUGCAUCAUACCCUGAUCUGGUGGAAAAUUCUUCUCAUGCAACUGUCAUAGUGAAGUCAAAGCUUUCAUUGAAUGCCAACGGCAAUGGCACUGCAUCUUCAAGGGGUGACGUUUAUCCGGUGGAACCUUAUGACGACUUCCAACCAGUCCUCGAUGCUCAUUGGGGAGCGGUCUAUGAUGAAGAUUCAACUGGAAAACGUUCUCGUACGUUAUCUAUUCUCGUGAACAACUCGCCCGGAGUCCUCAACGAAAUAACAGGAGUUAUCUCCCGUAGAGGCUAUAACAUCCAGAGCUUAGCUGUUGGACCUGCUGAAAAAGAGGGCAUCUCUCGGAUCACGACAGUUAUUCCAGCAACCGAUGAAAUGAUAAGCAAGUUGGUUAGGCAACUUCACAAGUUGGUAGAUCUUCAUGAGGUGAGAGAUAUGACCAACUUGCCAUUCGCAGAGCGAGAACUGAUGCUUAUAAAAGUAGCUGCUAACACAUCUGCAAGGAGAGAUGUCCUCGACAUUGCCCAGGUCUUCCGUGCUAAAGCCGUUGAUGUGUCCGAUCAUACUAUCACUCUCGAGGUCACUGGUGAUCUCAGAAAAAUGGCUGCACUUCAGACCCAGUUAGAGGCGUACGGAAUCUGCGAGGUGGCUCGGACUGGAAGAGUGGCUCUGGUCCGAGAAUCCGGUGUGGACUCAACGUACCUCCGUGGAUACUCUCUUCCUUUGUAAGGGACUCGGUGGAAGCUUCACCAUUGGAACGGUUAAGGCGCGUAUGUAGUUCAGCAUGUGCUUAUGCGUCCAUAUCAUGUUCAUGUACUUGAAUUUCAUGUAACCUUGUCUCUUGUCUACCACAUGAUAAAAUGCCAUAGUUGUAAUACAAUGUAGACUGUUCUGACUAAUUUAUUUCUUGAUUUCCACGUUA